Lachancea sp. 'fantastica' is the source of this 651-nucleotide messenger RNA. The record is from the annotation of a GenBank genome assembly. Lineage: Eukaryota; Fungi; Ascomycota; Saccharomycetes; Saccharomycetales; Saccharomycetaceae.
AUGUCGUGGUUAUUUGGCGGACGUAAAUCAGAAACGUCUGAGCCCGAAAACAGCUUUCAAAACGAACCAAAAUCACAAAAUUCGCUUGGAUUCGACCCUAGCCAGGUGACAAAUGUGUCGAGCAUCAUUUCUACACCAGGCGCUCUAGAUGCGUCAAGAUUGCACCCUUUGGCCGACCUGGAGCGAGGCGUGGAGUAUCUAGACCUGGAAGAAGAACAGCUGUCAACAAUGGAGGGAUCUCAAAGUCUUAUUCCGUCCAGAGGUUGGACCGAUGACCUGUGUUACGGUACCGGUGCCGUUUAUUUGACAGGUUUGGGACUUGGUGGAACGUACGGGUUUUUCGAAGGGCUCAAAAACAUCCCGCCCAACAGUCCGGGCAAACUGCAACUCAACACGGUGCUGAAUCACAUCACCAGAAGAGGCCCUUUCAUCGGUAACAACGCCGGUGUCUUGACACUCACAUACAACCUCAUCAACUCGUCUAUCGACGGAUUGAGGGGCAAGCACGACUCCGUGAACUCUGUGGUGGCUGGUGCACUAACAGGUGCCAUUUUCAAAUCGUCCAAGGGCCUUAAACCCAUGGGUUACGCCUCCGGUAUGAUGGCAGCAGCAGCGGCCGGCUGGUGCGGCCUCAAAUCCGUCUUAUUGUAG